Molecule: messenger RNA, 1979 nt
Organism: Vigna radiata var. radiata (mung bean)
Lineage: Eukaryota; Viridiplantae; Streptophyta; Magnoliopsida; Fabales; Fabaceae
Product: LOB domain-containing protein 15
Exons: 3
Coding region: 228-884 (218 amino acids)
Source: RefSeq, a predicted model, not a curated record
AGAGGUUUAAGACAUUAGCAACGAAUAAAACAAGCUUCUUUCACUCAUGUAAUUGAAAUAAAUAUAGCUGGACUUGUCCUUUUGUAUGUAUACCUUGCCUUUUAAGCACACUCAUUUUCUACCUCUAUUUUCCUUUCUUCUUCACUUUCUCAACUCUCUAAGAAGCACCUCUCUCUAUAUUCUCUCCCUAAGCUGAAUCCUACUUCAUAAUCAGAGGGCAUGCCUGAAUGUCCAGAGAAAGGGAGAGAUUUGAUGAGAUAGGGAAGAAGAUCAAAAGGGAAGGAGAUGUUUCUUCUCAAAUGGGAAGAAGACACAUGUUAGGUCCUCCUGGAACCCUAAAUACCAUCACCCCUUGUGCAGCAUGUAAGUUGUUGAGAAGAAGAUGUGCCCAAGAAUGUCCCUUUUCACCAUAUUUCUCUCCCCAUGAGCCUCAAAAGUUUGCUUCAGUCCACAAAGUUUUUGGUGCCAGUAACGUCUCAAAGAUGCUCAUGGAAGUACCAGAGUGUCAGAGAGCUGAUGCAGCAAAUAGUCUAGUUUAUGAAGCUAAUGUGAGGCUAAGAGACCCUGUGUAUGGAUGCAUGGGUGCAAUUUCUGGUUUGCAGCAACAAGUUCAAUCUUUACAAGCUGAACUUAAUGUAGUGAGAGCUGAAAUACUUAAAUACAAACUCAGGGAAGCUCACAUGAUACCCUCCUCUCAUGUUGCAAUGCUUCCUUCAUCUGGGGCUGUUUCAAUCGCUGCUCCACCUCCACCACCUCCUCCACCACCACCACUUCCACCUCCUUCUAUUCCUCAAACUUCUUCCUCUUCUUCCAUGUACAUCCAACACAGAGAUCCCACCACUUACACCACUAUUUCAACUGAUAAUAUCUCCUAUUUUGGUUAAACUUGCAGCCUAAUAAAAACAAUUAUUCCAUUUAUUUCUCUCUUAAUUAUCAUCAUGCAUCAAGCUGGAAUAAAGCCAGUUAAGAAAAAGGAGAGUAUUCAUAUGAUUAAUAUGCCAAAAAUUUCCCCUUGAUAAUAUAUAUACACAUGGCUGGUUAAACUUUGAUUUCUUCUACACCUUCUUAAGCCAAUCAAAUUAAUUGCUCCUUGUUACUGUGAUUAACUGUUUUUCUUCCCCACCCGAUGUAGACACAAUGCCAACUUGAUAUAUACUUGUGCCGAUUUUCUCUUCAUUAUUUUAUGAUGCAAAGGACAAUAAAGAGGAAGGAAACUUGGUUUAUAUUGCAUUGCAUUGAUGGUAUUUCAGUUUGGUUUCGGAAACAUUGCAAUAAUAUUGUUGGUAGAAUUAAUUUUGCACGUGAUGACUGUGGUUCCUGACUAUAACCUUUCUUAGACAUGUUAAUCUGUGCCACUGAGUUUGCUGUCUGAAGUUGCGGGAGACAAAAGGUAUGCUUGUGAUCUUCACCAUGUUCACUCACACUUAACUUCUCAGAACUUUGGUUUAUAUAUAUAUUUGGAAAUUGGGAAGCAUAAUUUUACGUCAAGUUAUCUACCCAUUUGUAUUAUACAGUAAAAACUAUAUUAUAUUAAUUGCUGUCCUUUGUAGCAGUCGCAUAUAUGUUGAUUGAGUUUACUUCAUGUAGAUAUUAAUUUUUUUUUUUCCUUUUACUUUGGAUGGUUGAUAGAGGAAAAUUUUAAAGAUUUUAGCAUAAAUCAAAUUAAGCGAACUUUAUAUAUCAACAGACACAGACCUAGGAGAAGAAAAUGGAUUAACGAGGAUUUUAAUGUCAGAUUCAUAAUGCAUUGACCGCAUAAAAAAUUUAUAAGGAGAGCCACCACACCGAUGUUAAGACAUUCUUAUUUUAUGUUUUAGAAUGGCUUUGGAAUAUAUGAUGCGACUCAUCAUCGGUGACAGAUCUCUCAUCUUUCAUCAAUUUCUUUAAAUGUUAGUCGAAUUAAUUCGAUAGUUCAAAAUAAUUGCACACAUGUUAUACUAUAAAAAAUAAAUAUGUUAAUUGCACAUGCAGACACAUUC